CCGCCGAUGAACAUCGCCAUCAAAUCUGGUCAUUGAUUGCCGUCAUCGGUGUCGACCACACCAACAACAACAACACCACACGUAUGAACAAUGGAUUCGUUAUCGUCUGAUAGCAGCGAUGGUACACAACAAGACAAUAGUGAUGCAGAUGUUGUACUACAAGAAGUGGUGGUCAACACAUUUGACAUUCAAGACGAUAGCCGUUCAACAAUUGUUACCGAAAUUAGUGACCAAUCGAUUGACAACAACAACUUGUCGGAUGAGAUGAAGACACGUCAAGUGAUGAUCGCCAGCGACCACAACCAGUGCUCAUCAAAUCAACAGUUGAUUGGAGUUAGUAGUCAUCACUGUAUGACUACUACUACUACUACUACUAGUAAUACCAUUACAUCGACUACUAAUAGUACUACUAAUGUGUCGACAAAAAAACAACUAAUAAACAGAAAAAAACAUCACUUGAAUCACAAUCGUAAGGCUCGACAACAACAGGAACUAAGGGUUAGAGUAUUGACGAAAUCCUAUGAGUCUAGUCGUCGACAACAACAACAACCAUUUGAUAAGCACAGUUUUAUAGACAUCAAUACUAAUCAAUUGGUUCGACCAAUGGAUAGACUCAAUCAACAAAUAGAGUUUACGAGAGGACAGUUGGCCGGUCUAAUAGAUGACAGAGUGUCGCAAUCUAUUAUAGUUGCUUUUCAACGAAGUUUGGAAAUUCUUGAAGAAGAGUUGAUAACACAAGUGGCGGCCGCGGCGGCCGACAUAAGUGUCGAGACGGCUGCUACCGGUGAUGGUCCGUCUGCACCGGACAACAAUGAACAGGAAGGCGCCGCCGCCGCCCCCGCUCUCAGUAUGUCUGACCCGGAUUCGCCGGCACCGAAGUCAAGCACAGACUGAUCGGGCCGAUACACCCGAUCUUCCCGUAACAUCUGAAUCAGGUGUCGGUGAUGAUGAUAGUGAAGGGAUGACUGUCGACUAAACGAUAUAACAAUUACACAAUAAUAAUACUUAUUAUAAUUAUAAUGAUUGGAUACUUUAAUUGAU
Molecule: messenger RNA, 1041 nt
Organism: Oppia nitens
Lineage: Eukaryota; Metazoa; Arthropoda; Arachnida; Sarcoptiformes; Oppiidae
Exons: 3
Coding region: 91-894 (267 amino acids)
Source: RefSeq, a predicted model, not a curated record